This is a messenger RNA of Heterocephalus glaber (naked mole-rat), 4250 nucleotides long. It is a transcript of the gene Cnnm3, whose product is annotated as cyclin and CBS domain divalent metal cation transport mediator 3. Gene Ontology annotation, molecular function: transmembrane transporter activity. Gene Ontology annotation, biological process: transport; magnesium ion homeostasis. Gene Ontology annotation, cellular component: plasma membrane. Lineage: Eukaryota; Metazoa; Chordata; Mammalia; Rodentia; Bathyergidae. The record is from RefSeq and is a predicted model, not a curated record.
AACGGGGUAGGUUGCGCGGGAGACCGAAGGGGCAGCAGGCGAUGGCGGCGGCUGGUCGCUUGGGCUGGGUGCUCGCCGCACUUUGCCUGAGCAACGCCGCGGGGGAGGCGGCGCCGGGCCCGCGAGUGCUGGGCUUGUGUCUGGAGGACGGAGUGGAGGGCGCGGGGUGGUCCGCGCCGGAGGCCACCUUCUGCCUGCGCCUCUUCGGCUCGGGCUUCGCCAACAGCUCCUGGACUUGGGUGGCCCCCGAAGGCGCAGGGUGCCCCGAGGGCGGGCGGGCCGCGCCCGCGGGCGAGUGGCAUGCACAGCUGUGCUUGCGCGCCCAGGCUGUGCCUCCGGACCCCGCGGUGCCACCGGUGAGCGUGGAUCCGGGCGGCGCGGCGGAGGAGGAGGCGGCGCCGCCCUGGGCGCUGGGCCUGGGGGCGGCCGGGCUACUGGCUCUCGCGGCGCUGGCGCGGGGCCUGCAGCUGAGCGCGCUAGCUCUGACGCCGGCCGAGGUGCAGGUGCUGCGCGAGAGCGGCUCGGAGGCGGAGCGCUCGGCGGCGCGGCGCCUGGAGCCCGCUCGGCGCUGGGCUGGCUGCGCCCUGGGCGCGCUGCUACUCCUGGCUAGCCUGGCGCAGGCGGCGCUCGCUGUGCUGCUGUACCGCGCGGCGGGACAGCGCGCCGUGACCGCAGUGCUGGGCUGCGCAGGGCUCGUGUUCCUGGUGGGCGAGGUGCUGCCGGCCGCCGUGAGCGGGCGCUGGGCGCUGGCGCUGGCGCCGCGCGCGCUCAGCCUCAGCCGCCUGGCCGUGCUGCUCACGCUUCCUGUGGCGCUGCCCGUGGGACAGCUGCUGGAACUGGCGAGGCGGCCGGGGCGGCUUCGCGAGCGCGUGCUGGAGCUGGCUCGCGGUGGCGGUGACCCAUACGGUGACCUGAGUAAGGGUGUGCUGCGCUAUCGAACGGUGGAGGACGUGCUCACGCCGCUAGAGGACUGCUUCAUGCUGGACGGCAGCGCAGUGCUGGACUUCGGGGUGCUGGCCAGCAUCAUGCAGAGCGGCUACACUCGCAUCCCAGUGUACGAGGAGGAGCGCUCCAACAUCGUGGACAUGCUCUACCUUAAGGACUUGGCCUUCGUGGACCCGGAGGACUGCACGCCGCUCAGCACCAUCACUCGCUUCUACAAUCACCCACUCCAUUUCGUCUUCAACGACACCAAGCUGGACGCUGUCCUGGAGGAGUUCAAGCGAGGGAAGUCCCACCUGGCCAUCGUGCAAAAGGUGAACAACGAGGGCGAGGGUGACCCCUUCUACGAGGUGCUGGGCCUGGUCACUCUGGAGGACGUCAUCGAGGAGAUCAUCAAGUCCGAGAUCCUGGACGAGUCUGAACACUACCGAGACACCACGUUGAGGAAAAAGGCCGCUUCCCUGAGUGUCCCUCCCAAGCACAAGGAGGAGUUCUCCCUCUUCAAGGUGUCCGACGAGGAGUACAAAGUAAAAAUUUCACCCCAGCUGCUCCUGGCCACCCAGCGAUUCCUGUCUCGAGAGGUGGAUGUGUUCAGCCCAGGGCGCAUCUCCGAGAAGGUGCUGCUACACCUGCUGAAGCACCCAAGUGUCAACCAGGAGGUGAAGUUUGACGAGAACAACCGUCUGGCCGCACACCACUAUCUGUACCAGCGCAGCAAGCCAGUGGACUACUUCAUCCUCAUCUUGCAGGGCAGGGUUGAGGUGGAGAUCGGGAAGGAGGGCCUGAAGUUUGAGAAUGGGGCCUUCACCUACUAUGGCGUUUCUGCCCUGAUGGCACCAUCCUCCGUUCAUCAUUCCCCAGUGUCCUCGUGCCAGCUGGCCUGCUACGACCUGCAGCCUGAGCCUGCCGACAGUACCCGCUCCUCCACAUACUGUCCGGACUACACCGUGAGGGCCCUCUCAGACCUGCAGCUCGUGAAGGUCACACGGCUGCAGUACCUCAAUGCACUCCUGGCUACCAGAGCCCAGAGCCUGCCACCAUCCCCUGAGAAUGCUGACCUCCAGGUCAUUCCGGGAAGCCAGACCAGGCUACUCAGUGACAAGACGGCUGCAACAGCAGCCUUCCCAGUAGAACUUUCCCUCUUUGGCACAUUUGGAAACUGCAGUUGAUAAUUGACUGUGGACUAGUGCGCAUUUUUUGUUUUAAGGAAACACCAAGGGUCCAACCCCGGCAGGCCUGGCGUGCAGGUGGAGGAGAGCCCUGGGCGGAACCCAGGGGUUUAACUGCUUGUCAGGUGCUCGGAGCCAGAAUGGACAAGCACAUGGGUGCUGGAGGGAGCCGAGCAGAGCUUCGUGCCCCCUGUCCCCACCCCUCCAGGCCACGUUUUAGAUGGUCCAUGCAGAUGUGGGGCCUGGGCCACCUCGGUGCAGGAGCCACAGCAGGAGGCUUGUAGGAUGGGGUCGCCGGGCCCAGCUCUCCUGGCCAUUCUGAAGGAACAUGGGAACAGCAUCAUCUCGCAUCCCCAGGGGUGGCCCACUCCUCCACUGCUGAGACUGCAGCAUAUUUAUACCUCUUCAAGCCGGGCACUGCAUGUACAUCACUGCCUUCCACGAAGGUCAAGACCCGUGCCUAACCAGCUCCAAGUUGGCCAAGCCUGCUGUUGGCAGCACCUUCGCAGCCCAUGGAGAUCACCCAUGUCAACCUGGGUUCCAGGCCACAGCCUUGUCCAUGGUGUCCUCUCUGGCUUCCCUUACAGUACCCUGUGCCAAAGCCAGAAGUGCGAUUCCCACAGCCUGUCCCCAGUUCUGCCCCCUGCUGCCAGCAACAGGCCACUCCUGUGGCUUGGAGGAAGCCCAUGCAGCCAGCUUACUGUUCCCCACCAUGUUUGGUCACCACUCGGUAUGGUCUGUCGGGUACUGAGGACAGGUCUCCUGUGGGAGGGGGGUCUUCUGGCCACAUCUGCCAUUCAUCUGUCCCUGAGGCAGAGUGGUUACCGUGGUGCCUCUCCUGUCCCCUUCCCGAGGUCCUCCACAGAGGAGGGGCGGCCGGGCUGUGCAGAAAGCACAGGGCCAUAAGCCUUGUCAGUGACCAGGGCAUCCACACACCUGUCCUUUAAAAAGAGAAGCCAGGGUUUUUCUUACCUCUGAGACAGUUCCAGUUCUUUGGCCUUCCUUGUUCCUACCAAUGCUGUUUCAGAGAAGUGGGAAUGAGGAGGCAUAUGUCUCUGUCUUAUUUUUCUAAUUUCACCUGUUGGAAACCUGGUAUCACAGAGACAGGAGUCACAGGUUGAGGGAGGGGCGAGGAUUUCAGGAGCCUCUCGACAGAAUUCAGGUCCUCCUCAGUGGGACCAAAGGGCAUAAGAACAGUGGGGCGCUUGCUUAGAAACUGUUCUCCAGGAAUGUGCUCCAAGAACCAGCCCAAGUAGAAGUAGAUGCUUUCAAAUCAUCUCUGUCCAGAACAGUGGUUCUGGACCUUGGCUGUACCUUGGAUUCACCUGGAAAAUUAAUAUGGGGCCCCUGGACCCACUCCUGGAACAUAGUAAUUCUGGGCAUCAGGGGUUAAUUUUUUAAAUAGUUGUAGAUUCUCAGAAGAGUUCUGAAUGUCCUUCACCCAGCUUCCCCUGAUGGUAACAUCUUGCAUAACCUUGGUACAUUUAUCAACUGAAAAUGUAACAUUCGUGCAAUACUCUAACUGCAGACUUUAUUUGGGUUUUAUCAUUUUUCCCAGUAAUGUCCCUUUUCUGUUGCAGGAUCCAAUCUAAAAUACUAAGUUGCACUUACACCUAUAUUGUUUCCUCACUUUAUUUUGAAAUAAUUAAGAUUCAUAGGAAGUUGCCAAGCUGGAGGUCCCCCAGGCCCUUUAGUUGGUCUGCCUUGAUACUUGCAUCUUAUGCAGUGAUGAUACUGUUUCAGAACUGGGCUGUGGCUGUAGAGUUCUGCAUCAGUUGGCACACAUGUAGUUUUGUAACUGCCACCACAGUCCCACAUCUCGUCACAGUCACCAAGAGGCUGUUCCUCAGACUAUCCUGUUGGAGCCACCUCAGCCCUAUCCCCCCAACCACUAAUCUGUUCUUCAUCUCUGUUCUUUUGUCCUUUCAAAAAAGUUGUGUCUGUGGACUCACAGUAUAACAUUUGAGAUCGCUUUCCACUCGUUCUCUGGAGCUCACCCAGGUCAUUGCGUGUGACAGGAGUUUACCCCUUUCUGUUGCCAAAUGGUCUCCCACGGAACACUCUUCAACCCCUUGAAAGACAGACACCCGAUGGUUUCCAGUGUGGGGCUGUUCCAAAUAAAGCUGCUACAAACAUCCA